GCGAGGCCACGGCAGCAACAACGGCACAACGGCUGCGUGGGCCGGGCGCGCGGUCCGCGCGAGCUGAGCGGCGGGCCCGGAUGAGGAAGUGAUGUUGACCGGAGAAGGGGGGCGGCGCGGGGCGGCACGGCACGGCACGGCGGUGCGAGGAGCGGUGGCCGGCGGCCGCUGCCGCUGAGGUAAGGGGAACGAUCCGCUGCCACCGUCGGGUCCGGCGUGAGCCCGCCUCUUCCGCCCGCCGGUUGGGAGUGGGUAGCGUCGGCCCCGGGUAAACUGUGAACAGCUCAGGACAACCAAUCUUCAGCUGCCCUGAUGCUAUCAUCUGGGGUGGAAUCUCUCCUUGAUUCUUCUGUGUCUGCUGUAAUAGAGGAAUUGUACACUGGACUGCCAGAGAGCAUCUCCACUGAACUUAUGGCUGUAUCGGAGCCUAAUGUUGGAUUAGAUGCAAAAUCUGAGGUAUCGACGCCUGUGCUGGCACGCAGUGACAGCCUGUCAGCUGGGCAUCAUAGGACUUCUGGAGUAGAAAACUUUUGCCUGAAGACAGAGGAUUUGGGUGAUAUGCUCAAGGUGAUUUCUCAUGGGCCAGCAGAAUCCCUUACUGAAGAAUUACUAAAGGCUGGAGACCUUGAAGAGGAUGAAGAAAACAAAAAAAGAAACUUUAGGAAACUAGACUGUUCUAGUGAUGGAUACCAGAAAGAAGACAAAGAGGCACAAGACGCUGAGGAGUAUCACACUGAAUGCUGUGCUUUAAGACCUGGGGAAAGUUGUUCAAAACAAGAGGACCCUCACUUAAACCAGGAUGAGGUGAAGUCUUCGAGAACCUGUUGCACUGAAAUAGUGGGAUCUCUGAAGAACACAGGCGAAAACCAAGCAAAUGUUCAGGUGACAGCUGAAACUCUGCCAAAGCUCACUGAAGAAGUACAAGGUAUGAAGGCUGAUGGGACUAGGAUAUUUAGUAAAGCAGGAUACAGGAAUGACAGAGUGAGUAAAGGUCUUCCACCUGAGCGCAAUGAAUGCCCAGACAUAGACACAGUCAUGGCCAGAGCUGGGGUUUCUGGAAACAGCACGUUAGUUUUUUUAGAGCCUUUAAAAGUCACGGACGUUGAAUCAGCCACAGAGCAUCCACAAGAAAAAAAUGAAUAUAAUGGGUUGAAAGCCCAUACUGCCAUGCCAUUGAGAACAGGGGGUAAUGUUGUAUCUAAUUUGGAGACUAGAGAAGAAAAGUUACCCAGAAAAAAUCCUGUUAAUGAAUUCAGUACAUCACUUGCUAAUUGCCAGACUUACCAGCAGGAUGAAGAAAACAAUGCUCAUGACUUCUGUACUGGUCCUGUACCUAAACAUAAUGAAUCUCAUAGGUUGUCAUCAGUAGAAAGCUGUAGAACACUCUCCACAAAAAGUUCUGAAGUUGUAUGUUCAGUUCUGAAAAGCACCGGUUAUCUGGACUUCAGAAAUACACCACUAGAAAACAAUAGUACUGCAGUCCAUGGAAUUAUCAAUGAAACCCCCCAAAAGUAUCUUCCCCAAAACAUCGAAAGUCAGACUCAUUAUGAUCGUGGAACUGGGUUUGUAGAAAAUCAAACCUCCACGUCUGUACCAGUAGAGCAGAUUUCAGUGGUAAGGAGCAAAGGAUUGUCUAGUGCUAAAAUUGAUCACAGGGAAGUAAGUGCUAGUAUCGGUAAAUCAUACAGCUCUGAAUUUGAAGAAGCUGCUGAAGUGUGCACAAAAAUUGCUGUGGGACAUAACGUUGAAGUUCGUAGCUGGCCUGAAGCUCAAGAAAGUGCUAAUUCUGAGCAUUGUCAUUCUUCAGUUUUUAGUUCUGUUGCUUCAUCUCCUGAGGAGUUCUCAAAAGAAAAAUUUAAAAUGGUCCCAUCAGAAGGUGUGAAAAAGGACGAGGGGCAAUUCUCUGUCAGUGACGUAUGCAAGGGUGAUACAAAAGAAAAUAGUCUAUUGAUGGAAACGAGCAACAUUGCUUCCCGUGAAAUUGGACAGGCAGACAUAUGCUUUUAUAAUACCUCCAGUAAAAUUUCUCCUCCCAGUAGCCACAGCUGUCUGGAUCUUGGUACCAAGCUAGAAAAAGAUUCACCUGAGGCACAACUGCUUGAAAAGGAAUCUGAAAGUAAUACAACAUCAGAAGAGUUGGCUGGCAGUUUAGUUGAAGCUACAGAAGUUAAUAGUAAUGACAGUUUGACCACUGGCAAAGAAACUAAUUUGAUUUAUACGCUAAAUGUAACUCUACCUCCUGUUGCACAAAAAUCAAGAGAACCUUAUCGUAAUGAGUGUCCUCCUUGUACUGCUGAUGAAGUUUCAAGCAGGGACAAGGCUCAGGAUAAUCUAUCUGGAAAAGAGUCAGUUGGCGCUUCUGGAACAACAGGGGAACAAGUCACUGAAAUUGUGCUUCAUAAAGACAAAUUUAAGUCCUCAGUAAGUUCCAGGACUUUUGAUAACCCUAAUAUGACAAGCAAAAUUUCCCAAAAGAACAUGAAGUCUUCAGAGGGAAAUAUAGAGACUGUGGUCACUGGUUUAGAAAAUGAACAUAAUGACACAUGGAAUUGUAAUAAUCAGAGUAUAGAAGACCAGUGUACAGCUGCCAGUACUUCCUGUAUUUUAUCAGGGAGUACACGUGUAGAUGAUGUUCUCCCAAACAGUCAUUCUUUUAAUGUUGAGGUUGAUAAGAAGAUCGAAGAAACUGAUAAUUUGGAAAGAGAAGCUUCAGCUGGAUAUAAUAGUAAAAAGGCAAUCAUCUUUCCAGAAGCACACUUCCCUUUGGCAUGUGGAUCUCUUCCUUGUGAAGAUGACUGGGGCAACAGAGGUAUAGAUCUGCAUGGGAUAAAUGACAUUUCCACAGCAAAAACCAUGUUUUGCUCAGCUUAUACUGCAGAGAAGUCUCUUGCUACCUUGGUAAGAGAUGAGAUUUCAAAUAAGAGUAUGGAGGUUGUGAAACAAUUUGAUCUUUGUAAAGUAACAGAUGGCAGUGAAAUUGUUUGUGACAGAGAUGAGGCAAAAGAACAAAUCGGCGUGUGUGCUCUCCAGACCGAUGAAUUUGAUAAAAUAAGAACUGUGGAUUCUACAAAGGCUCCUGAAGGCAAUCAGAGAAAUAAGACUAGUGAACAGCUACUAGUCAGAUACUUGAACAAAAAAACCUGUGUUCAUAAUUUUGGAUUUUGCAACUCUCCAUUAGGCCCAAAGAAGAGAGAACUAGGCACAUAUGAGAAGAAAGAAGUGUCAUCACUCACAGCUAAUCCCUCUGAGUGUAGUGCUUCAACCUGUGAUACAUGUCCAUUACUCAAAAACAUGAAUAUUCAAACACAACAUGCUAGCCAAACAGAAAAGACCCUUCGUCCAAUGGAAAAUCAGUGUCUUGCAUGUCAGAGUGAGUUUGAUGGCCGAGUUCCAGGCAGCAAGCAACAUUUAGAAAGCUUAAACAACCAACCAAACACUGGCUUACAAACUACGGCUACUUUUGUGGAAGAAACCAAAAUAUCAAUUGGCACUAGUCAAAGUGAAGAGAUACUAUUAAAAACAAGUGACAACCUGCCUCCUUUAGUUCAUAAAUAUGCAAGAGAAGACAAUUUUCAAGGAACUCUAAAAGAGAAUGUAGUGGAUUUGGACUCUUUAAAUGGUGUGAGAAAUGAAGACUGUUCAGGAUAUGUGGGCUUCAUCAGUGAUCUAAUUGAAGAGAAGACAAUCAAACUAAAAGAACACAAGAAAGAAUGUGAAAGAGAAGAUAAAGGAACUCUUGAAGAAAGCUUUUCUGAUAGCAAAUCACAUUACUCACAGCAUGCUUGCUUUAUCAAAUGUGCAAAAGAGAAAGCAGAGCUAGUAUUAGCAGGUAACAAAAUGCAGCAAUCUUUGCCAAAGAUGAAGUGGUUGGUGGAGAACCAGGAAAAUACAGUUAGUGCCCAAUUUUCGCUCUUCUCAUCAAUUCAUGGGAGUCUGUCAUAUAAGCCAGAAAAUAUGAAUGUACUUUCAGAGACAGAAAACAAAAAAAGUCUGAGAAUAAAAUCUAUCUUAAAUAACCCUUGCCCACAGUUAACAUUUGAGUCUGGUAAAGAAAUUGAUGCUCAAAAGGGUCCAUCCGAUUUCGGAAAAUUUGACAUCCAAGAAUCUUUUAAUGAGACUCAGGCGGAUUCAGAAACACCAUCAGCUCUGGACUUGGGAAUCUCUCUGCCUGAGAAAGAAAAGCUGUGUAUGUCAUCUGAGAACACACUAAUAGAUAAUUGUGAUUCACCUUCAGCUGAAGUUUUUAGCAAAGAUUCUUCCAUGACAAAACCUCUUUCUGUAACAACAUUUGUUAAGAGAAAAGCCAGCAAUACUAAGAUUCCAUCUUCAGAGAAUGAAACGGCAACUAGCUUUCGGAACGGUGCAAAAAGCUCAGGCAUUUGUGCACACAGCAAAGAAAGUCUGAGAGAUGAGGGGCAUAGCAUGCUAACUGUAAAAGACAUGGAUGUGACCUCACCAGAAAGUACUCACUGUGGAGAGAAGUUUAUGAAUACAUGUGUAGAAGAGAAGAUGGGAAGAGAAGUAGUCCUUAGAAAAAAGUUGCCCAUAGAUUCUUUUUUUGAUGGAGAAGAUUCUCUAUGGGCCUUGUUAAAAGAUUCAAAAGAGUCUGGCAGCAAAAUAGUCCCUCUCAGUACUGAGAGUUAUGGAAAGGUUUUGGAAGAAAUCCUAAGAUCUAACGUAAGUAAUCUUUCAAAAGAAAGAAAAAAUGAUACAAAGCUCACAAACUUAGCAGGUACCAGUCUCCUUUCAGAAACUAUGCGUGAUUGUCAAGCUGAAGAUGCGUCUGAUGCAGAAACUUCACCAGAAUUGCAAUAUAAUACAGCACCCGCAUUUUAUCCACAUAUGGGUAUACUAUCAAACAGUUGCAAAGAAUCAUCCCCAAACUGUGUGGUUUGCAGUGGAGUAAGUGUGCCUUACAAAUUAAAUGCACAGAGCAAAGGUAAUGUAAAGGAGAUUACAGAAGGCCAGGACGCUAUACCAACUCAUUCAGUUUGCAAGGAGAAGGAGGCUUUAGGUUCAGAGAGACUUGAUCAAAUAGAAAAAUGUCAGGUACUUAAACGAAAGAAGAAAUAUGAAAAGGUGGAAGCACAUCUGUCAGACAAGGCACAACAAGAACAGAAGUCAGAAUACCAAAAGAAAGCAAAAAUCACACUGCAACCAAGUAUGUUGCACAGUUCUGAACUCUUGUGCAGCUCUUCAGAUCAGCUGGUGACAUCAAGAAACACGAAGUUUGAAGGUCCUCCAGAGGAGAUCUUUGCUGUCAGAAGCAGUGAAAAUAAACUAUGUAGCACUUUACAAGAAGUCAAAAGGCCAAAGAUUACCACAGAUAUUAUUAGUUCACAGUUUUUGAAGACUCAGGAUUCAGAAAUGGAAAACCUGAACCUUAAUUUAGGGUAUGAUGGAAUCCCUGGUGCCUUUGGAACUACAAAUAAACUAAGAGGACCUCUUCCAUUAAAAAGACAGCCUGCAAGGAUGUGCAAAAAAGUUCCCACAUCAUAUCAGCCAAAAACUGUAAGAAAAAGCAAAAAAAUUAAAAGUUCACCUUUUUUUGAAAUUCCCCCGGAAAUAUUCCCUAAACAGGAAAACACACUUCUCAAAUCUUUGUACUUUCCAUGUAAACCACCGACAAUGGAAACUGAAACAGCCAUGAGAUCUGUGCAUAUGCCAAGGCAGAGGGCCAAGAGGUGCAGUUUGUUGAACAGCUUGAAAUUUAGAAAAUGUACCAAAGAACGAGCAUUGUUAAGCAAGCUGACUGCAAUGGCUAGCAAGCUCCUGGCACCUACCAGAAGCAUCCCUAACCUAGACCCUCUGCCAUAUUCUUCUGAAAUUCUUCCAGUGGGUGAGAGGCACAGCCAACGUACAUCUAAAAAUCUAUUGGAAGCCUUUUCUUGCAUUAACAGGAACUUACACUCACGCUGGGCUGACAGUUGGUGCACCAAGAUGUUCAGCUUUCAGCCUUUGGCACUUUAUCCUGUAGAAUCUACCAAAAUACUUUUUUCAGACUUGAGCCACAAGCCUCCAACCUCUUUCUUGGAUACCCCAGUUUUCCCAAUUUCUUUUCACAUAAAAUUGGACUCCAGUCAUGUGGCAGACCUCACAGGGAUUACAUCCCAGCACUCUGUACAUCACAGAUCAGUUUUGGGAGAAAUGCCAGCACCACCUUCAAACUGGACUUUUUCUUUUCUCCUGUCUCAGAGCUGUUCAGAUACAACAGCUUUCAAGGAAGAUUCCAGUCUAAAUAAUGAGCUGCAUUCCUCUCUCUCUGUAACAACCCCAAGGGCUGUUGCCCUUCAUCCUGACCGUGGAAGAAAUGCCGUAGCUGAAAGAAGAGGAAGUUCCUCCAUGCUUGGCCUUCACACAGUGUUAGCACUUUCUUCCCCUGGAUGUUACAGGAUUUGGACAAGAAGAAGAAACUUAACCAGUCAUAUUCCUACCAUCCAGAGACUAUUUAUAUCGCAAUUCGCACAGGGUUUGAAAGGGGCAAGGUAUCCAACUUCUGUAUCAGAUGACCUCGUCUCUUCAUUGCCAUACUCAUUGGGCAGGGUACUAUCCAUAUGGAGUCAGCAUGGUCCUUCUGCCUGUCCCUCCGAAAUCACUCCUCUCCAUUCCAAUCACUGCAAGUGGCAGCCAAGUGUGGGCAUCGAGAACAGCUAUGCCAUGUUACCGCACUUACCUGUACAGAGUAUGGAAGCACUACAGGCUGCAGGUCAUGAGAUAUGCCUGGAAACUUCAUUCCCUCUUCCGUUACCAAAGUCUUGCUCACUUCCAGAAUCAUCACCAUCUCCCCCCAGGCUUUCAGCCUCUGAGCUCCAGGUCCGUGCCCUUGAUGAAGCUGAUGCUUCCGUUCCAGCCUGUCUUAGACCCCAGGAUGACACAGAACUGAAAAAAACUGAGCCAGAAAAGAGGCCAAAGAAAGUCUCACAAAUCCGAAUCAGGAAAACUGUUCCUAAGCCAGACCCUAACCUUACUCCAAUGGGACUCCCCAAACCAAAAAGGCUUAAGAAGAAAGAAUUUAGUUUAGAAGAAAUUUACACAAACAAGAACUAUAAGUCCCCUCCUCCAGCCAGGAGCUUGGAAACAAUCUUUGAAGAGCCCAAGGAGAAAAAUGGACGCUUGAUCUCUGUCAGCCAGCAGAAGAGAAAGCGGAUUCUAGAGUUUCAGGACUUUACUCUUCCCCGGAAAAGGAAGACACGAGGCAAAAUCAAAGCAGUGGGUAGUUUCACCCGAGCAAAAAAAGCUGCACUACAGAGUGCAGAGUUAGAUGCUCUUCUGAGUCAGAAGCUAAUGGAUCUUGAAGCCUUUUUUGCAAAGGAGGCUGAGCAGGAGCAGGCCUCUAGCAUCUGAGGGAGCCAUUUAGCUGAAAAUGGUCCAAUCAGCUCCUUUAGUAUUUUAGUCCUGUUGGGAGAAAUCUACUGACUUCAUACAUUACUCUACCACUCUGUUGUAAUCUCUGAUGAUCAGUUUUUGGCUGUGGCCCUCUUUAAGGUGCUAUUUUUUUUUUUUUUUUAAAUGCUAUUGGAGGGAUUCUUCUAGGUCCCUGUUUGAGUGUAACACAGCCACAUACAAUUUACCAUUCCUUCCCCAACCUCUGGAAAUUAUUGCUAAUGUUUAAUUAUGCUUAGACACCUUUUGGGGGUAGAGUAGGAGUGUAAAGGAGGAAGUAGUGCACCUUCAGUGAUGCUAGAACUCUGUACUCCAGAUCAUUUGCACAUUUGAGUCUGCUGUUGUUACUGUAAUGGCUAUUUUGAACAACCUGACAGAAGAGAUAUGGUGUUUGAUAAAGAUGAAUUCUAGCAAACACAUUCUUGAUAUACCACUAACUUUUUAAUAAUUAAAAGUAGCUGUCUGGGUUUGCUUUCAUUUGUUCCUUCCUUCUGUUUACUUAGAAGGUUCCUUCUGAGUUUCUGUGCCCUUCCUGGCUUCAGGCAGCAGAAGCCCCACAUAACUAGACUUUAAAUAACUUGCACUUUGUAUACAUUUCUUUAUUUGCUGCAUGAGGACACCUUUUAACAUGACUGAGCUCAAAAAAAGGUAAUAUUUUAAGAAAAAAUUGUGCCCAGUACUAAUUUUUCCCAAAUAGUAGAGUUUUUACCUACUUGGCUGACGCCAACCUCUUCUCCAGCGGAAAAGGUAAUUAGCCCAUGAGGAUGUUAAGCUGUAGGAUACGUAAGUAGAGGUUUUUAUUUAACUGAGCUGAGCUGCUGCAUGCAGGGAACACCAGCAAAAUUUUUGAGACUAAUUUUUAAGUGAUUUUAAUUCCAUUAAAAAUAUAAACUUGAUUUUAAUGCGAACAAGAAAAUAAUUUUUUUUCCAUUUUGAGGGUUUUCUUACCAUUUUAGAUUUACAAUUCAUGUAGCUCGUAAUUAGAUGUUCUCUGUACAGCACUGUUGUAUAUAAUAGCUAGUGUUGUACAAAGACCUCCUAGCAUGUGGAAAUUUUUUUUUUUUUUCAUUAUGUAAGGCCAUUUGUAAUUAUCUGAUGCAGCACUGGGCAAUUUCUCAGCUAUACCUUUUGAGGGAAGAGAGCUCCCUUCUGGGAUAACUUCUGUUAAACUUACUUGAAGCAUAAUUCAAAAUGAAUGCUAGCUGCAGUUCAGGUAAUUUCUGUCCUUUAGUGCCUAUAGAAGUUAUUCAGGCAAAGCUGUCAUUGCUGGGAUGCUCAAAUUUAAUUAGUCUGUUCUUUCUUUCACUUGUCACUUGAAACUUGCACUUUCUUAUUUACCUACCCAUAUAAUAGAGUUUUAUUUACCUUCAAAAUGAGCAAAUAUCUAGUGGGUGGGUAUUUUUAAUAAAGUCCCAAUAAAUGCAGGACUGAAAAUACCAUCAUCUUCUGUUGCUCUGCUGCUUCUGUUACUGACCAAACAGAAAACUAAAAUUAAAAAGCAAUCUGUUGAAUUCCAGAGCUUUGAAAGUAGAGAAAUGGAAGAAGAUUAUUAUACUGUGUGUGCCUGAGUCUUGAAAGAAAUGUAAUCUGGGCUUGUUUUGCUCCCAGUUUAUGUGCUGGGAUUCCUAGAAGUUUACAGUCUUGUUUUGGAGGCUAAUUAUCUUUAAUCAGGAAGACUGAAGAAAAGAGAGGAGUGCACACUUAAAGUAGUGGUGUUUGGGUUUUAAGGGUAAAAUAACAAGGCAGGCAAACUUUGAACGUAUUGAAGUACUAUUUCAGCAGCAAGGUCUGGUUAACCUACUUGGGCUGCUGUAGAACAUUUUAAUUGAUCCUCUUUAUUUUUAUAAAAAGAAAUCCCUAGAAAAUAAAGGUCGACUGCUUUUAAAAAAUGUUUGAAACUUUCCCUAUGCUGGUUUAUAAGCCCAAUUAUUGACUGGUUGGAAGCUGUAGCAAGAGUGAGAUAUAUAUUUUUAUGGUUUUAUGCUAUAGAAUGGGAUUGUUACACAGCAUUUAUUCACCUUCUGUUAAUAUGGGAGGCUUCUAGUGCUGUGACACAAUUGAGCUGUAACGUUACUGGGGCUUUUAAGGAAACAAGGAUAUGGGUGGGGAGGGAGGAAACUUGGGUCCAGGUAAAGUUCAGACCUCUAAUGUGCUUCAAAACAUGGAACGUGUUGGGUUUUUCCUUUGGGUUGUGGGGUUUUUUUUGUUUUGGGGUUGGUUUGGUUUUUUUGUCUGUUCCCUGUUGUCUUGUUUCUGAUUGCUUUGAAAUAACAUUUCUUAGCUUUCUUUUUAACAGCUACAGCAGAGAGAGCAGAGCAAAGAAAACACUCAGUUCUCUUUCUUUUGUUCACAAUAACUGGAGCAGUUAUAAAAUGAUGUUGCAGUUGCCUAGCUUGUCCCAGAUGUUUGUUUGUGGAAACCCAAAUAUACAGCAUUAUUCUGUUUUGGUUUAGUAUUUGUAUGAUGACAGAGAUGUAAGCCAAUUGAGACAAAACAUCUCUUCCCCCACUCCAGCAUACAGAUGUCAGUCCUGCUUGUGCACUUUUUCUUUUUUCCUUUCCCACCUCUGUUCCUGUUUACAGCACUCAUGGAACAGCCUUGUUCCUUGCAGCUGCUGCUUGUACACUGGGUGUGAUGACUGUGCAAAAGCUAGGUAUUUGCCACUCUGAGCUGCUUCUGUCCCAGAUAAUGGAAAGAAAAAAGUAUAGAGGAUGCAUUUUUGGGGGUCUUGCAUCCAUCCCUAGCUGAAGGAUAUGUACACUUGCCUUUUCAUAAAGCGAACCCACUCCAGUGGGGAUUUUUUUUGUAUCAUCAUGGAAAGACAUUGUACAUAUUGCUCGCAGAAUGAUGACUAGAGCAGCUUGAGAAGAAUUGGAAGGCUUUUGCUGUGUACUGUCUCUUAGUAGUAAGUUUUGCAGAACCAGGCAGCUCUUUGCUAAAUUUGCUGAUUAUGGGAGGUAAAGAUCACUUUCCAAAAAAAAAAAAAUCAGACUUUUCAUCAUGCUACAACUGGGCCAGCUAAGGCUUCUUUAAUGUAUGUUACAGCAUUUGCCUGGCUGGCCUUGUGGCUGCAUACAUCUGAGUUCUGAUGCUUGCUGGAUAUUAUUUUCUGCAAGCAGUCCUCAUUUAUUGUAUUUGAUUUGAGGUGGGCCUUUUGUAUAUUAUGUUCCAGGUGCUCUUCUAGAAUAUGGAUGGUAACUGUGGAUUAAAAGUCUAUAUGAUGCUAUCAAGUUAACAAAUAGCUCAUUGAGAAUUUGUACACUUGUGCCAUUAGCUUCCAUCAUGCUUUUGGCAUUUUGUUUCUGUUCAAUAUUGUGUGAAUCUAAAAUUUUACUGUUUCUUUUGUGUGUGUUUUUAAUUUAUGGAAAUAAAUUUUUCUGAGAACCUUUCA
This is a messenger RNA of Harpia harpyja (harpy eagle), 10774 nucleotides long. It is a transcript of the gene PRR14L, whose product is annotated as proline rich 14 like. The transcript is spliced from 9 exons. Lineage: Eukaryota; Metazoa; Chordata; Aves; Accipitriformes; Accipitridae. The coding region runs from base 313 to 7344 and encodes 2343 amino acids. The record is from RefSeq and is a predicted model, not a curated record.